AUGACUGUCAACGGUGCUCCCACCCGCCAGGCCCUGGACUUGACGGUCCUGGGCUUGAACAGCGGUACAUCAAUGGAUGGAAUUGACUGCGCUCUAUGCCAUUUUCGUCAGGAGACUCCGGAGUCUCCCAUGCAUUUCGAGCUUCUUAAGUAUGGAGAAAUCCCCCUCGAGCAGACCAUCAAGAAGCGGGUCAUGAACAUUAUCCUUCACAAUAAGACCUCCCCGUCGGAGCUAUCGGAAGUCAACGUCAUUCUGGGAGAGACAUUUGCGGCUGCCGUCAAGCAGUUCUGCCAGGACUACGAGGUCGACAUGUCGACCAUCGAUGUUAUCGGAUCUCACGGUCAGACCAUCUGGCUCCUCUCCAUGCCUGAGCCAGGGGAAGUACGCAGCGCGCUCACCAUGGCCGAGGGCUCUUUCUUGGCUGCUCGCACCGGAAUCACCACCGUCACGGACUUUCGAGUCAGUGACCAGGCUGCCGGCCGCCAGGGCGCGCCGCUCAUCGCCUUUUUUGAUGCCUUGCUACUACACCACCCGACCAAGCUGCGCGCCUGUCAGAACAUCGGCGGGAUCGCCAACGUAUGUUUUAUCCCACCUGACUCGCACGGAGGCAUCGAUGCCUGCUACGAUUUCGAUACCGGCCCUGGCAAUGUUUUCAUUGAUGCCGUGGUCCGCCACUACACCAACGGCGAGCAGGAGUACGACAAAGAUGGCGAGAUGGGCGCCCGUGGCACGGUCGACCAGGAACUUGUCGAUGAGUUCCUCCAAAACCACCGAUACUUCCGGCUCGAUCCCCCCAAGACCACUGGCCGCGAAGUGUUUCGGGACACCUUGGCAUUCGACCUCAUCCGCAAGGCGGAAAACAAGGGACUCAGCCCAGAUGAUGUGGUCGCCACCAUCACUCGUAUCACCGCUCAGGCCAUCGUGGACCACUAUCGUCGCUAUGCUCCCAAGGACCUGCCGAUCGAUGAGAUCUUCAUGUGCGGCGGCGGGGCUUACAAUCCCAACAUCACCCAGUAUAUCCAAAAACACUACCCGAAUACGCGGAUCUUAAUGCUGGACGCUGCGGGCAUCCCCGGCGGCGCCAAGGAGGCUAUCACCUUCGCCUGGCAGGGCAUGGAGGCAGUUGUUGGCCGUUCCAUCCCCGUCCCGACCCGUGUCGAGACACGGCAGGAAUAUGUUCUGGGGAAGGUAUCGCCAGGCAAGAACUAUCGGAAGGUGAUGCGACAAGGGGGAGGUGUUUAA
Messenger RNA from Aspergillus thermomutatus, 1242 nucleotides. Its product is annotated as UPF0075 domain protein. Gene Ontology annotation, biological process: peptidoglycan turnover; amino sugar metabolic process. The record is from RefSeq and is a predicted model, not a curated record. Lineage: Eukaryota; Fungi; Ascomycota; Eurotiomycetes; Eurotiales; Aspergillaceae. Gene Ontology annotation, molecular function: phosphotransferase activity, alcohol group as acceptor; ATP binding. The transcript has 4 exons. Bases 1 to 1242 code for a protein of 413 amino acids.